GAAGAUCAUAAAAAGAUGAAACAUCAGGCCUUGACGGAAUUUGAAGCCUAUAAGGAUAGAGUUGAAGACAUGCAGCUUUGUGCAGAAGCUCAGCAUGUCCAACGUGUAGUGACUAUGUCAAGAGAAGUAGAAGAGAUUAGAAAGAAAUUUGAGGAAAGAUUACGGAGUUUCAUACAGUUGCAAGUGCAGUAUGAGAAGGAUAAGCGCUCAGCUCUGGAAGACUUGAGGGCUGCACAUAGACUUGAGAUUCAAGAGCUUCUGAAGACUCAGCAGAGUCAGAAUGCUACGUUAAGUAAGGGGCAAGAAAAGCUAGAGGAACUGCAUAGACUGGAGCUGGAAGACUUAAACAGUAAAGUUGAAGAGUUAAGACUAGAAAGAAAAAAACUCAUUGAGGACUAUGAAGGCAAACUCAGCAAAGCUCAGUCCUUUUAUGAACAUGAACUUGAUUCUCUGAAAAGAUCUCAGCUUUUUACAGCUGAAAGCCUGCAUGCUUGUAAAGAAAAAGAAGUGGAGCUAAGAAAAGAGUUUCAGAACCAAGAAAGUAUUCUACGGAAGAACCUGGGAAAACUUAAAACUGAAUUGCAAAUGGUCCAAGAUGAAGCUGCCAGUCUACGGGAAAAAUGUCAGAAACUUCAGGUAGCUCUUGGUACAGCAGAAAACAAUGUACAGGUUCUUCAAAAACAACUAGAUGAUGUGAAGGAGGAGGAGAUAUCAUUGUUAAGCAAACACAAAGAAGUGGAAAGUGAGCUAGCAGCUGCUAGGGAACGCUUACAGCAGCAGGCCACUGAUCUUGUUCUCAAAGCCAGUCACAUUGGGAUGCUUCAGGCUACUCAAAUGACUCAAGAAGUUACAAUCAGAGAUUUGGAAUCAGAAAAGUCUAGACUGAAAGAAAAACUAUCCCAACUGGAAGAGGAAAGAAACUUACUACAAAGCAAAACACAGAGCCUGGAUGAGCGACAAAGGCAGCAGAUUUUGGCACUGGAGAAGAAAGUAAAUGAAGCAAGGGAGACGCAACGGGAAUAUUAUGAGAAGGAACUGGUGAAAUUGCAGGCAAGGUUAGAAGGAGAGGCUACUCAGUUAAAGGAGGCUCAUUCUAAGACCUUAGAAGAACUGGCAUGGAAACACCAUACUGCAAUUGAGGCUGCUCACACUAAUGCUAACAAGGAUAAGAAGAAACUACAGAUGGAGUUGGAGCAGCAGUUUGAGAAGGAAAAACUCCACAUGGAGGAGGAUAAGAGUCAACUUCGACAGCAGUUGGAAAACCUGCGGGAAGAGCUGACAACCAAGCUGACUUCAGCUAAUCAGGAGGUGUGUCGUCUACAAGAUCUAGUGAGAAAAAGUGAACAAGGCCUUGGUACUGCAGAAGGACAUAUUUCCAGUCUUCAAGAAGCUCAGGAGAUACUCCAAAAAGAACUAGAGUUAACUAGAGCAAGACUGCGCGAAACUACAGAUUCAUUGUAUAGUGUUGAGGGAGAACUAGAUCAGGAGAGACAACAACAUGAGGUAAUGAUUGCUGCCAUGAGAGAAGAGGAGAAGUUCAAAGUUGACAGAAUGGCCCGUGACUUGGAAAUCAAAUGGACAGAAAAUCUUCGGCAAGAAUGUAAUAAGCUUCGUGAAGAGCUGAGGCUUCAACACGAAGAGGAUAAAAAGGCAGCUAUGACUCAAUUAUUACAGCUGAAAGAACGUGAAAAAAAUGCAGCCAGGGAUGGAUGGCAAAAAAAAGUUGAGGACCUUUUAGACCAGAUCUCAUUGCUGAAGCAGAAUCUGGAGAUGCAACUUUCCCAGUCUCAGAGCUCUUUGCAACAGCUGCAAGCCCAAUUCAGUCAGGAGAGACAGAGACUGACUCAGGAGAUCCAGGAAUUAGAAGAAGAGCAUCAGCAAAGGCAUAAGUCUCUCCAGGAAGCCCACAUCCUUGCAUUUCAAAAUAUGGAAGAAACAAAAGAACAGGAGCAAAAGGAGUUAGAAGAGCGUUUACAACAAAAGCAUUCAGAAGAACUUCAAGCGCUGAAAGAAACGCAUAAACAAGCCAUGGAAGGAUUCAAAUUGGAGAUGGAACAGGAACUUCAGACUCUUCGAUUUGAGCUGGAGGAUGAAGGAAAAGCUAUGUUAGCUUCCCUGCGCUCAGAGCUGAACCAUCAACAUGCAGCAGCAAUUGACCAGCUAAGGCACAAUCACCAGCAAGAGUUAGUAGCUGCCAAACUGGAACUUGAAAGAAGCAUAGAACUCGGCAGACGACAGGAAAAAGAAUUUUUAUGCCGAAUAUCAGAUCUGCAAGAUGAACUGAGACACCGAGACCAUCAUAUAGCUGAACUGGAUAAAGAGAUUCUGCAUCUUCAUGAGAAUAUAAGUGCACUGACUAAGGAACUAGAGUUUAAAGGGAAAGAAGUUCUUAGAAUACGCAGUGAAUCCAACCAGCAGAUCAGGAUGCAUGAGCAAGAUUUAAGCAAGAAACAUGAGAAAGAGCUGGAUGUCUUGACAGCAGAUCACAUCAGAGAGAAACAAAGCAUGCUGGCAGAUUUUAAUAAGACCCAAGAGCUGCUCAAGGAAAUUAAUUCAGCUUUACAAAUUUCUUUAGAAGAAAUGGAAGAAAAAUACAAAAACAGAGAAUCAAGACCAGAAGAUUUGCAGCUUAUCUCAGAGCUGAAAGACCUAAUUGCAGAGAGGGACCAGCUCAUAAAGAAAUUGAUUGAGGACAAAAAGUUCUAUCAACUGGAACUAGUUAACAGGGAGACUAACUACAACAAAGUGUUUAAUGCAAGCCCUAAUGUUGGUGUUAUUAAUCCAUUGGUGAAGCAAAAGAAGAAGAAUGAUAAAUCGACAAACAGGUUUGUGAGUGUCCCCAAUCUAAGUGCUCUGGAAUCUAGCGGAGUGGGCAAUGGACAUCCUAACCGCCUGGACCCCAUUCCUAACUCACCCAUCCACGAUAUUGAGUUCAACAGCAGCAAACCACUACCACAGCCAAUACCACCCAAAGAGCCCAAGGCGUUUUUGAGCCCUCCUCAGACUGAAGCUUCACCAGUGGCUUCCCCAGAUCCACAGCGCCAGGAGUGGCUUGCCCGAUACUUCACAUUCUGA
This is a messenger RNA of Rhea pennata, 3075 nucleotides long. It is a transcript of the gene FAM184A, whose product is annotated as family with sequence similarity 184 member A. The coding region runs from base 16 to 3075 and encodes 1019 amino acids. The transcript is spliced from 17 exons. NCBI's taxonomy places the organism in Eukaryota, Metazoa, Chordata, Aves, Rheiformes, Rheidae. The record is from RefSeq and is a predicted model, not a curated record.